AUGCAUCGGGCUUUGACAGCGCGGUGGCUCAACCGAGCAUUGAGCAUCGGCGAGGCUUCUGCCUCUACUGGCGUGCCCCUGUUUCUGUGUCCCGCCGUGGGAGCUUCUGCCCGCUGGAGGACAUCUCUUUUAGCUGCGUCCCCGCGGCCGGCCGUCUACUCUCCGCGACUGAACCACACCGAAGCGACGACAAACGAUGCGCCUGUUCCCACGUCUACGCCGACGCCUACGCCCAGCCUAGAAGAGGCUACGUCCAAAGAUGCUCUGCCCCAGAGGAGACUCCCAAUGAACUGCACCGGCUGUGGUGCCUUUGCGCAGACCAGCGACCCGGAGCUGCUCGGAUACUUCGACUUGGAGAGCAAGAGGGUGAGGAAAUGGCUGAAUCCCCGCGUCUCUGAAAUUAAGCUCAACGAGAGCGAGGAAGAUGGAGUCGUGGACGAGGCGCUCAAGUCUAUGGACCCCAGCAAGCUGCAAGAGCUGGGACUUGACCCUUCGAUCCUGCUGCCGACUGGAGAGUCGGAGGGUGCUGCCAUGGCUGCACUUGUACCCGAUAAGCAGCCUAUAUGCGACCGAUGUCAUAACCUGCAGAACUAUAGCACGACCAGCAGCACAGCCAAGGUACCUAUGCACCACCCAACCGUCGAGUCGCUGCGCGAGACGAUUGAGGAGUCGCCGCACAAGUACAACCACAUCUACCACAUCAUCGACGCCGCCGACUUCCCCAUGUCGCUACUGCCGCGGCUGAACGUGCUGCUGGGCGACAUCCCUAUGCGAACUCGCAACCGACGCUCGCGGGCGGGCAAGUACAUAAAGGAUCGCAAGACGGAGCUGAGCUUCAUCAUCACGCGGAGCGACCUGCUCGGCCCGACUAAGGAAAUUGUCGAUUCGAUGAUGCCGUACCUGCGGGAGGUGCUGCGAGAUUCGCUGGGACGUCUUGGUGGGCGGGUGCGUCUGGGCAACGUCAGCUGCGUCAGUGCAAAGCGAGCGUGGUGGACCAAGGAUAUAAAGGACAAUAUCUGGAAGCGGGGAGGCGCGGGCUGGAUGGUUGGCAAGGUCAACGUUGGGAAGAGUCAGCUGUUUGAGGCUGUCUUCCCGAAGGGUAGGAUGGGCACUAUUAAGGAUGCGGAGCAGACCUCUUUCCGGGGCGCCAUCAAGUCAGAGUUGGCCGCAGCACAAGAGGACGAAGCCGACCCUUGGGAGGAUGUGGAUGUUGGGGAUCUGCUGCCGCCUCUCCAACCUGCAAAGAACUAUCCCGAUAUGCCGCUCGUCUCGUCACUGCCUGGCACAACCGCAUCGCCAAUCCGAGUUCCCUUUGGCAAUGGCAAGGGUGAGCUAAUCGACUUGCCGGGCCUGGCUCGGAGCGACCUGGAGCUAUUCGUCAAGGAGGAGCACCAACAGUCUCUGAUCAUGAAGAAGCGAAUAGUGCCUGAGCAAAUCUCACUGAAGCCGGGCAAGUCCCUGAUUCUCGGCGGAGGACUGAUUCGCAUCACCCCCAAAACACCCGACAUGGUAUUCCUGGCCUACAACUUUACGCCUCUGGAAGAGCACCUCACCCAGACGGAAAAAGCUAUCGAUUUCCAGCAGCAGAUACGGCAGUCGCCUGGUGUCCCGAGCAUCGCCCUGGAUGGCAUUGGCGAGAAAAUGAAGCACGCCGGGACGUUUAAGCUGAACCACGACGUGACGAGGAGGAGGGCAGGGCCCUUGACGAGGAAGAGUGCAGUUGGGCUGCAGGUUGAUCGCCUGCCAUUCAGGGUUCUGUCGACCGACAUCCUGAUUGAGGGUGUUGGAUAUGUCGAGUUGGUCGCCCAGGUGCGAGCCCGAGAUGUCGAUGUUCCCGCGGCCCCUGUGCGCCGAGUGCGCCGAGUCAGAUUCGUCGAGGAGAAGUGGGAAGAACCACGCAAAAGCUCUGAUCCCUUUGCCGCCCUCAUCAGCGAGCGAAGGGACUCAAAGGAGACGAAGAAGAAGACGGUGGACAAGCCAAGGUACGAGACGAUUGUCGAAGAGCCUGUGGAAUCUGCGCAGCCCAACUGGCCAGCUGUCGACGUCUUCAGUCCCGAAGGCCGGUUUAUCGAUUCACGCAUGCCCAUCAACGGGUGGCUGAAUAAUAAGCCGCGGGUGCUGGCGCAACACAAGAGAAGCCGUCCGCGUAAGAGCAUGAAGGGAGAGAAGAAGAAGGCCAAGGAGGAGCGACGCUCAGCUUCGGACUGA
Molecule: messenger RNA, 2208 nt
Organism: Ilyonectria robusta
Lineage: Eukaryota; Fungi; Ascomycota; Sordariomycetes; Hypocreales; Nectriaceae
Exons: 2
Coding region: 1-2208 (735 amino acids)
Cellular component (GO): mitochondrion
Source: RefSeq, a predicted model, not a curated record